CAGCACUGGCAUAUUCAUCAGCAAUGUACUGGGUCUCAGACCUUACGUCUGAAUGAUUCUUCCAGUUGAAAAGUCAACCUGGAUCAUAAUUUCAUCUUCAAUAGGGUUUCUCAAGAUUAUCACAGAUGAUAUAAUGAGCCCUGCACCCAGACAAGGUGCAUCUAGAUGGAGGACUGCCUGAGUGAAACCAGGGAGAAUAGCAUCCCAGUGGCUGAGGUUCAAGGUAAAAUCCAUAAAAUCUGUGAAUUCAAGUACAGCAAGCUGCCGAGGUCAUGUAGUAAUCAAUGAAAGCUCCCUUUCUUUUCUUGCAACGAUCAUGGUUUUAAAAAACUUUUAAUACCAUUAAAAUUGGACCUUCAGUAAAUUGGCAACUAAGUGAAACAUUAUAACAUUCCAAGUGUUUUGAUCUCCACCUACAUAUGCAGCUCUGGCAAAUGCUGCUUCUACCGAAUACAGGGAGGUGCAACAACCUUUUGACUGCGACAUGAGAUUAGCACUAAGAAUCCAACAGCAGCAGACACAUGUGCUUGACUGGCCUGGAAAGGUUACCCUCUGAUCCACAAUGGAUUUGUCUGUUCCAAGCAGCAGCAGCAUGCACUUGCAGCAGGACAAUGGCUCCUGCAUACAGAAUAACAUCAGUGACAACAGGUUAAAAGUGGAUGAUCCUCGGGUGAGGAGAUAUUCCAUCCCACCAGCAAAGACUCCCACGGCCAAGCAUAUGCUUGCAUAUCUACCACGGCCUCCUACAGACACCAGCAGAUAUGGAACCUUUCCUCAAAAGCCUGAAACCAUGGUCGUUUCAACAACUUCUAGUGAUGAUUAUCAUCAGAAAACAGAGCAUAAAACAGAACAUAAUGGUCCUAAAAAAGGAAGCAUAAUCUCAAUCUCAAACUUUAUCCCACAUUCUGCCAAUAGUACUAAGGAAUCUCGUCAAAGGAGAUCUAGUGCUGUGGAUCCUACCAACUCAACUGCUGCCACCCAGCCUGUAAAACAUAGACCUAGUGUAACUAUAAACACAGAAGACUUACCACGCUACCAACAAGCAGCAAAGCAAGAAACACCAAUACAGGAGGUCAGCAACAAGUGGCACCCUAAACAUGCCCUUAGUGUUCCAAAUAUCCCCAUGCGCAGUAAGACUCCGACUCGUAGUGUUGUAUCAGCUCCAGUCACUACAAAAUCCCACAGGAUGCGUUGUAAGCUUAUGUAUGAUGACCGACAGCUCUUCAACCUCACCAACCGACAGACACGUCAGAGAUAUGUGACUAAGGAUGGAAAAUGCAGGGUAAACCUUGGACGAAUUGACGAAAAAAAGAGAUUCUUGUCAGAUAUUUUUACCACUAUUGUGGAUUUAAAAUAUCGCUGGUUCAUCUUUGUUUUUAUGUUGUGUUACAUUGUCACUUGGGUUGCAUUUGCAGUCAUAUAUUUUGUGGAUGCCCUACUUAGAGAUGAUGUGAACCAUAUUGGGGACCCUAACUGGAAGCCUUGUAUUGACAAUGUAGACAAUUUUCUUUCUGCCUUACUUUUCUCUGUGGAAACUCAAAGAACAAUUGGCUAUGGAUCAAGGAUGGUAUCAGCAGAUUGUCCUGAGGGUGUUAUACUGAUUAUGGCCCAAUCAAUAUUAGGGUCUAUGAUUGAUGCGCUUAUGGUUGGUUGUAUGUUUGUCAAGAUUUCUCGUCCAAAAAAACGGGCAGAAACAUUAAUUUUCAGUAAGAAGUGUGUGGUGUCCCACAGGGAUGAAAAGUUGUGCUUAAUGUUUAGGAUUGGAGAUCUAAGAGACAGUCACAUGGUAGAUGCAAAGAUAAGAGCUAAACUGAUAAAAUCCCGUCAGACAAAGGAAGGGGAAUUUAUACCCUUGGAACAAUCGGAGAUCAACUUGGGUUAUGAUACUGGAGAGGAUCGGCUUUUCCUUGUAGAGCCUCAGAUCAUCUGUCAUUUCAUCAAUGACCAUAGUCCUUUUUGGGAAAUGACUGCAGAGUCAUUGAAAAGAGAGGAAUUUGAAAUAAUUGUAAUACUAGAGGGCAUUGUUGAAGCCACAGGUAUGACAUGCCAAGCUAAGACCUCAUACACAGAGGAUGAGAUACUGUGGGGGCACCGGUUUGAGCCUUGCAUGACUCUGGAAAAAGGAGCUUUUCGUGUGGACUAUUCUCACUUUGAUAAAACUUUUGAUGUUCAGACACCCUGGAGUAGUGCGAAGGAGAUGCAAGAAGUGAAGGAAAUGGAACAGAAUGAUAGGUCCACUCUGAGCCUUUACUGGGACAACAUGACUUGUCUUCCUGAUGACUCAAACACAUGUUCUGUGGAUUUUAUUCAGCAUAAUCAGGACAACGAUUAUAUUACUGAAGAGGAAUGUAAGGAGUCAAAGAGCAACGACCUUGAUAUCUAAUAGAAUAACCAUUUAGUUGACAAUGAAAAAGAAUAAAUUAACCAGACCUGAUGGAAAUGAAAUGUGUUUUUAUACUGCCUAUUCUUCAAACUAAGUCAUGUGUAAAACAGAUCUGUACUUUGUUUUAUUAUUACACUUGUAUAACAAGAAAAACAUAAUAAAUAGUGAAAAUAUACUAUUCAAACUAGGGUGCUUAAUCUGAAUAUGGCUUUAGUGUCUCAUCGUGCCAACAUUCACAAAU
This is a messenger RNA of Xenopus laevis (African clawed frog), 2624 nucleotides long. It is a transcript of the gene kcnj20.L, whose product is annotated as G protein-activated inward rectifier potassium channel 4-like. Lineage: Eukaryota; Metazoa; Chordata; Amphibia; Anura; Pipidae. The record is from RefSeq and is a predicted model, not a curated record. Bases 563 to 2383 code for a protein of 606 amino acids. The transcript is spliced from 6 exons.